AUGAUAAAUCCAUUAUUAUGUUCUACUACUACUACUACUACUACUACUACUACUACUACUACUACUACUACUACUACUACUACUACUACUACUACUACUACUACUACUACUACUACUACUACUACUACUACUACUACUACUACUACUACUACUACUACUACUACUACAACUACUACUACUACUACUGUAGUUUCGGAAGACUUGUUACACAAUUGUAGCGCAUCAUUGUCGGGAAAUCACAAUUUGUAUAUGACUAGUUCAUUUUUGGUACAGAACUGA
This is a messenger RNA of Schistosoma intercalatum, 279 nucleotides long. NCBI's taxonomy places the organism in Eukaryota, Metazoa, Platyhelminthes, Trematoda, Strigeidida, Schistosomatidae. The record is from the annotation of a GenBank genome assembly.